AUGGACAUUGCGGCCUUUGCAUUCCUGAUCGAGCACAACGGGCAAAAGCUACUCUUCGACCUAGGUGUACGGAAAGACUGGGAGGUCAGUAGUCCACCUACCCUUGCUGACCCGAUGAAGCUUGGGGGUUGGAAGGUUGAGGUCGAGAAGAAUGUAUCCGAAAUCUUGCAAGACAACGGAACAAGCUUAAGUAGUAUCGACGCUAUCAUUUGGAGUCAUCACCACAUUGCCCACACUGGCGAUCCCUCGACAUUCCCACCCAAGACCUCGUUGGUCGUUGGACCAGGCUUCAAAAGGCUAUUCACCCCUUCCUAUCCUGACGACGAGACCUCUCCCGUCCUCGAGUCUGCUUACGCUGGUCGUGAAGUCCGAGAAAUCUCCUUCAGGGGAGGCUUCAAACUAGGCCGCUUUCCUGCACUGGAUUACUUUGGGGACGGCUCUUUCUAUCUUCUUGCAUCUCCCGGACACGAGUCUGGCCAUAUGUGCGGGCUGGCCCGUACCACCUCUUCUUUCGCAAUGCAGCCUCAGCAUAUGGCUGGAAGGGAUACGUUCAUCUUCAUGGGAGGCAACAUUGCACAUCACGGCGGCGAGUUCCGUCCUAGCGUCUACCGUCCUCUACCUUCACUUCUGCCAGACUUCCCGCUUUUUGCCCCAUCAUUUUCGUCGGCAGUCAUGCCGCCUUGCCCUGGUGAACUUCUGGCAACAAUCCACUGCGCUCAAUCAGCUACAGAGCCUUUCUACACUUCGAAUUGCGCCGAGGACCAAGACAAGGCGAUCGAAAGCAUACGGAGGAUGAUGGAGUUUGAUGCCCGCGAUACCGUUUUUGUGGUGCUUGCUCACGACGCUACGCUCCUGAGCGUGAUUGAUUGCUUCCCGGCUACUGCCAAUGACUGGUAUGCCAAGGAGUGGGCGAAGAAGAGCAGGUGGCUCUUCUUGAAUGAUUUCGAGGAUGACGUCAAGGAGUAUGCGAGAAACAAGAAAGCUCGAGAGUAUGAGUUCGACGAGAAGUCGUUGUGGAUGAAUUGA
This is a messenger RNA of Letharia lupina, 1026 nucleotides long. RefSeq lists its product as uncharacterized. NCBI's taxonomy places the organism in Eukaryota, Fungi, Ascomycota, Lecanoromycetes, Lecanorales, Parmeliaceae. Bases 1 to 1026 code for a protein of 341 amino acids. The transcript is spliced from 2 exons. The record is from RefSeq and is a predicted model, not a curated record.